AUGUGCCGCAUGAACCAGCGCAACUUUUUCCAUAACUGUACCCACAGACAGAUCGUAGACCUUCCAAGCGUAAACCCCAGCUGCAACAAGCUUGUGUACGGUGUGAGCUAUCUCAUGAACGAGUGGUGUCCCCGAUGCAGAUGGACAGGAUUCCUCUUCCCGUUCCAGUACCGGGAAUAUGCCCCCGGCGCUCGCUGCGGGACCGUCGAAGGAAACGUGAUGAGAAACGUCACCCUACUCGAGGUCGACUACGAGGAGUGUGACAAGUACACGCUCUGGCUUCGCAGGCAGGAGUUCAUCACGGGACCGCUGUGGGACUUUCGUCAGGGACGGCGAGAAGCAGAGUAUAAGCAAGUUCGCAGGGAAGAAGAGAGGCUGGGGACAUCGGACCGGGAGCGCACCUACUUCGUCCUGGAAGGGAUUCCGGGUGCGCCGAUCGAUUACAAUCGCUGCGGAGAACUCUUCAGGCCUGUCUGGCAGACCGAAAUACCGGAGGCUAAAGAGAAGUGCGCGAUCUGUAGGGGGGACAUGUGCCACGAUUAUCCCGACCAAGGGUUGAGGUGCGAGAGCUACACUUUUUGUGCGCUGCCAUGCGGCCACUUCUACGGGAUUUACUGUAUUUCCCAGUGGGUAGCCGGAGGCGGAAGCAGUUGCCCAGAAUGCCGACAAGAAUAUAAGCUGAUACGCCAGCUUCAAGAAGCAGAAGAAAUCACGCGUGUACCUACAGGGUGGAACGAGCAGCAAAUCGUUGAUCUUCGCUUGAUCCCAAUGCCAGAUCUAGAUGCGUUGUUAGAAGAGGAACCAGAAGAGCAGAUAGUAGAACGGGAACAGGGCGAAUCAGACGAAGAGUACCAACAGCGCCGUCAACUCAGCGCACAGAAUGCACAGCAAGAAAGACAGAUUUUUCAAGAAGAGCAGGACCUGGUGUUUUACGGGCCAGAAUACCUGAGGAGUCUCCAAUCGAUACACUACGCCUUGGUAUGGACUCUGAUGCAGAAACUGCUCCUUGUCGGCAUAGUUAUUGCCCCGUUCCCAUUCCUGAGCUGGACGAACAUGUGGAUGCUCACUUGCGGUCCACUUCUCUUCUACAGCAGCUGCAUCCACCUCACGAUGAUCCUACCCCGCGCACCUUUCGAGAGGAGGACAAUAAAUCGGUUCGCAUUAUGUUCCGCCCUUGGCAACACACUUGAGAUCAUAUACGCCAAUGUCUACAGAGGUGCGGAGUAUUCGUGGUGGGCUCUGAUCCUCGGUAUCAUCUGCUUGCCAUCGGGCUACUGCGCUUACAAACGAUUCUAUGAUAUGCCUCUUGAUUUCCCCUGGACGGAAGCAGCCAUCGAGAGGGAGAUCAGAGGGGCGACUCCUCGGAACAGGCUUGAAAUGAUGAUAAAUGCUUUCGAAGAUCAUCUCAUAUUCGGGCUUUUUGGGAGCUUGAAGGGCAUGCCGGAUGUAAGCAAUGCGAACCCUGCUGUGGCUGAGAGAUCAGGGCUAUAA
This is a messenger RNA of Drepanopeziza brunnea f. sp. 'multigermtubi' MB_m1, 1491 nucleotides long. NCBI's taxonomy places the organism in Eukaryota, Fungi, Ascomycota, Leotiomycetes, Helotiales, Drepanopezizaceae. The record is from RefSeq and is a predicted model, not a curated record.